AUGGCUCCCUCUGCUGAACCAGCCGCUGAGCUGUCGCAUCUCCCCAAGGCCGAUGGCUCUGCCACUUUUUCCUACGGCGGCUAUUCCGUAGUCGCCGCCGUCAACGGCCCCGUCGAGGCGCAAAGACGAGACGAGAACGCCUUUGAGGCUCUGGUGGAUGUCAUCGUGCGGCCUGCUGCAGGGGUUGGAGGAACCCGGGAGCGGCAACUUGAGUCGCUAUUGCAGGCUGCUUUCCGCCAGCUGAUUCCUGUGCGGAACUAUCCCAGAUGCGUGAUCCAAAUCACCCUACAGGUGGCCGAAACACCAGAGAAUGCCUAUGUCAACACCAAGCUGGUCCAGGCUUCGCUGAACCUUCCCAUUAUUCCUGCGUUGCUCCACGCAGCCAUCCUGGCAAUUCUAACUGCCGCGAUCCCUCUCAAGGCCAUCGCCGCAGCGACUGUCAUUGCCAUCCCCGAUGACAACACGGAUGUCAUCGUUGAUCCAACCGCGGUGGAGGCAGACCGUGCUAGGUCGCUCCACGUCCUGGGUUUCACCUCUCAGGACGAGCUUCUCUUGUCAGAGAGCGAAGGCUCCUUUACUGUCGAUGAGUGGAACAAGGUCCUGGAGCUGGGACAGCGCAUAUGCUGCCAGCACCAACAACCCGGUCUUGACACCGCCAUGGCAGGAGAUAGCCAUGAAUCUCGGAGUAUGAAGGACUUUAUUCGUUCCGUCAUAGCGGCUAAGACGGCAGAUGACCUCUACUGGAAAUGA
Molecule: messenger RNA, 750 nt
Organism: Ilyonectria robusta
Lineage: Eukaryota; Fungi; Ascomycota; Sordariomycetes; Hypocreales; Nectriaceae
Product: ribosomal protein S5 domain 2-type protein
Exons: 3
Coding region: 1-750 (249 amino acids)
Biological process (GO): nuclear mRNA surveillance; U4 snRNA 3'-end processing; poly(A)-dependent snoRNA 3'-end processing
Cellular component (GO): cytoplasmic exosome (RNase complex); nuclear exosome (RNase complex); nucleolus
Source: RefSeq, a predicted model, not a curated record